CCCGUGGCCGAGGAUGCCCAGUUCGCUCCUGCUCUGCAGUUGGUGGUAAUGGCGCCGCUCACCGUGAAGGCCUACCUUCUGGGGAAGGAGGACGCGGCCCGCGAGAUCCGCCGCUUCAGCUUCUGCUUCAGCCCCGAGCCCGAGCCCGAGUCGGAGGCCGAGGCCGAGGCCGCAGCUGGACCUGGGCUCUGCGAGCGUCUGCUGAGCCGGGUGGCCGCCCUGUUUCCCGCGCUGCGGCCCGGCGGCUUCCAGGCGCACUACCGCGAUGAGGAUGGGGACUUAGUUGCCUUUUCCAGUGAUGAGGAGCUGACGAUGGCAAUGUCAUAUGUGAAGGAUGACAUCUUCCGUAUUUACAUUAAAGAGAAGAAGGAGUGCCGGCGGGACCACCGCCCCCCGUGUGCUCAGGAGGUGCCCCGAAACAUGGUGCAUCCCAAUGUGAUCUGCGACGGCUGCAAUGGGCCGGUGGUGGGGACCCGCUACAAGUGCAGUGUCUGCCCAGAUUAUGAUCUGUGUGCCGCCUGUGAGGGCAGAGGCCUGCACCGGGAGCACAGCAAGCUAGCCUUCCCCACCGCCUUCGGGCACUUCUCGGAGGGUUUCUCUCACAGCCGCUGGCUCCGGAAGCUGAAACACGGGCACUUUGGGUGGCCUGGCUGGGAGAUGGGCCCGCCAGGGAACUGGAGCCCACGGCCCCCUCGCUCCGGAGAUGCCCGCUCCAGCCCCACGGCAGAAGCAGCUUCUGGUCCAUCGGAGGAUGCCGGUGUGAAUUUCCUCAAGAAUGUGGGGGAGAGUGUGGCAGCUGCCCUCAGCCCUCUGGGCAUUGAAGUUGAUAUUGAUGUGGAGCACGGAGGGAAAAGAAGCCGCCUGACACCCGUCUCUCCAGGCAGCUCGGGCACUGAGGAUAAGUGCAGCUCUCAGCCCAGCAGCUGCUCCUCUGAGCCCAGCAAACCAGAGGGUGACAUGGAGGACACCACACAGCAUCUGGCUGAGCAAGUGGACAAGAUUGCCCUGGAGUUGGGGCAGCCUGAGGAGCAGAUGGAGUCUGAUAAUUGCUCGGGAGGAGAUGAUGACUGGACUCAUUUGUCUUCAAAGGAAGUGGACCCAUCUACAGGGGAGCUCCAGUCCCUACAGAUGCCUGAAUCUGAAGGGCCAGGCUCUCUGGAUGCUUCCCAGGAAGGGCCCACAGGGCUGAAGGAGGCUGCAUUGUACCCACAUCUGCCACCAGAGGCGGACCCCCAGCUGAUUGAGUCCCUGUCCCAGAUGCUGUCCAUGGGGUUCUCUGACGAAGGCGGCUGGCUCACCAGGCUCCUGCAGACCAAGAACUAUGACAUCGGGGCUGCCCUGGACACCAUCCAGUAUUCAAAGCACCCCCUGCCAUUGUGACAGCUUUUGCUCACCUGUUGUGUCCCCUUCCCUGUCUCAUAGUCAUGUUUCAUGUUGCGCUAGUGUAGAACGGCAGGGCCUCUGGAAGGGCCAGUUUCUUCUGCAUUCUUUUUCCAGAAUCUGGGGGCAGGGACAUGUGAAGCCAUUUAGGAACAGUGGCAUGAAGGGCAAGCUCCAUGUCUGUGUGUGAUAAUGUCUGAUAAUCGCUGACCAGCUUCCCUGGGCAGAGUGGGAACUCCCUGCUGGGAAGGCAUCAAAACCAUACCACCCAUCCUGCUCUUCGCCGCUGGGAUUACACCAGCAGUACAGAAUCUCUUGGCUAAUGGCUGUCUGCUUUUCCCUUUUCUUUAAAUGACUAAUGUAGUUUAUUUUCUGCUAGAAACCUGAUAUACUCCGAGUUUAGGUGGAGUACAGCCAACCUUCUGUCAGGGCAGAGGUGGCUGCCCUGGAGCAAGUCCUGGCAGGGAGGCGGCCUGGGGCUGCGCACUUCCACCAGGGCUGAGGAAGGGCUGCCGGGCGCAGUGCCUACUUCACAACCACUGUAGGGCUCUUACUUCCACAUGUGUCAGCUGCUCUUAAACUAAGAAGAUCCCUUUGUAACCAUUCUGUUACUUCUUGUAAACAAUCUAAUUAAAUGGUAUAAGCACUUUAA
Messenger RNA from Manis javanica (Malayan pangolin), 2032 nucleotides. It is a transcript of the gene SQSTM1, whose product is annotated as sequestosome 1. The record is from RefSeq and is a predicted model, not a curated record. Gene Ontology annotation, molecular function: zinc ion binding; K63-linked polyubiquitin modification-dependent protein binding; protein kinase C binding. Gene Ontology annotation, cellular component: aggresome; amphisome. Gene Ontology annotation, biological process: aggrephagy; endosome organization; mitophagy. Lineage: Eukaryota; Metazoa; Chordata; Mammalia; Pholidota; Manidae.